Molecule: messenger RNA, 1090 nt
Organism: Drosophila serrata
Lineage: Eukaryota; Metazoa; Arthropoda; Insecta; Diptera; Drosophilidae
Source: RefSeq, a predicted model, not a curated record
CCAGACAAACAGAUAUAUGUACACAUAUGUACAUAUAUGUGUUCACUGCCAGACAGACAGCUCAGAAAAUCGAAUCUUUUAGUCAAAUUUCCUGAAAAUCACUAGCGACACAGAAAGGAUGCCGCAAUCCCAAGUUUUUGUUAUCCUGGCUUUAAUUAUAACGAUUCACAGCACUAUGGCAGACAUUAAUUACGAGAUCUUGGCUGAUGAUGAACAUCCCAAUAAAUGCGUAAUCAAGAGCACCAAGGGCAAAACGAUCUUGGACAGUUUCGAGUCGAUUCAUCACCCCACCAAGUGCGCCCAAGUUGAGUGCGGCAAGGAUGGCUGGGCUUUAGUCUAUACUUGCGUAAAAGAAGACCCGCCAAAGGAAUGCGUAGAUGUCGAGUUUCCCCAUUGCUGCGAGAUGAAUGACUUGUGCAAUGAUAUUUGAGAAGUGACUCUGAUAUGAAGUUUUAAAAUUUGCAGUCUACAUAUUAGGAAAUACGUUGAAUAUUAAAGUAAAUAUGUUGGCCAUUACAAUAUGUUCGUUGUGGAAUCUAGAGUUCGAAAUUUGGAAAUUCAACUAUGAAACAUACUUUUAAAAACAAUAACCUUCUGUGCUUACGUCAGCUUAGCAAAACAAAAAACCAAACAGUUAUUGUUUAAUCGUGUUAAAAACCCCUCUGAAAGUCAACGUGAAAUUCCAGAUCAAUCAUGAGCGCGCUCCCUUGGCUCUUGCUGUCAAUCACGUUGCUGUCAAGCCUUCUAAUCGCGGUUGAACCAGUUAGCUGGCAAGGAGUCUACAGAGAUCCUAGACAUCCCGGCAAGUGCACCAUCAAUCCGAAACUGGUACUGAAUCCAGGGGUGAGAAUCAAGGAUCCCACAUACGACUGUGUUCAACUUGUGUGCGGAUACAUGGGUAUGGUCUCGUUUCUCGGGUGCGUUAAUAACCCACCGUCCCCUUGCCGAUAUGGGGAGACCAUUAAUCCAAAAUUGCCCUAUCCGGCCUGCUGUAAGCGCAAACUUCUUUGCAACUAAGUAGGCGGAUGGAAGAACUUCAUCUCAAACACAUUGUGAAUCGAAACGAUUCCCCAUCCAAUACUACUCAGAA